Engraulis encrasicolus (European anchovy) is the source of this 2544-nucleotide messenger RNA. RefSeq names its product acyl-CoA thioesterase 11a (gene acot11a). The transcript has 17 exons. NCBI's taxonomy places the organism in Eukaryota, Metazoa, Chordata, Actinopteri, Clupeiformes, Engraulidae. Bases 368 to 2113 code for a protein of 581 amino acids. Gene Ontology annotation, biological process: acyl-CoA metabolic process. Gene Ontology annotation, molecular function: lipid binding; fatty acyl-CoA hydrolase activity. Gene Ontology annotation, cellular component: cytosol; extracellular exosome. The record is from RefSeq and is a predicted model, not a curated record.
GACAGUGCUUUUCUGUAGUGCAACAGCGCAGAUUCUAUGCUGUAUACCACAAAUAAUGCCUGGUUUGGAAUAUAUUAUUUCAUUCACGACUUCACGUUUUUAUUGUUUUCGGUAGAGGAGUAGACCAAUUGAAACCUCAUAUCUUCAUUUACGAAUCGAUUCUUUAUAGUUGUUCGCUGUAGAAACUUGAACUAGAACUUGCUCUCUCCCGCUUCGGAAAGCAAUGAAACGACAGCAAAGUGCAGUGUCGCCGAUAUUGUUUUCAGUUACCUAUGCGCCCUGGCAUGCUGAGCGUUGAUCCGGGUGUGGCUUUUGGAAGGUGGACAAGAUUGUCAUUGGAACUUCGGCUCAAUAGUGGUUUGUAAGGAUGUCUGCAGCAAACAACACGCGGGACAAACUGCGCGACCUCGCCCUGGAGGAAGGGGAGAUGUACAGGAAUCCAACAGAUGUGAAGAUGAGCCAGAUAGUGAUGCCGUGCCACGCCAACCACUGCCAGGAGCUCAGCGUAGGCCAGUUGCUGAAGUGGAUGGAUUCAACAGCCUGUUUGUCAGCUGAACGACAUGCUGGGUGCCCCUGUGUCACAGCCUCAGUUGAUGACAUCUACUUUGAGUGUACCAUCGCAGUUGGACAGGUGGUCAAUAUCAAGGCCAAGGUGAAUCGGGCUUUCAACUCCAGUAUGGAGGUUGGCAUUGAGGUGACAUGUGAGGAUCUCUUCAGUGGAUCCAGCUGGAAGGUGUGCAAUGCCUAUGCCACAUUUGUGGCCAGACAUCCAGAGGGAGGAAAGGUGCACCUGAAGCAGCUGGUUCCCCGCACUCAGGCGGAGCAGGCAGAACACAGCGUUGCAGCGGAGCGGAGGAGAAUGAGGCUCAUCCAUCAUGAUAUUAUGAAGGACAUUUUGAGCAACGAGUCCUUCCAAAAGGGGAUCACAGAGGGGGCAGAGAGCCAGGACCUUCAGGAGGCUGUCCCUGCAGAGAAGAGCCGUGUGGAGAGUGUUGAGCUGGUGCUGCCCCCCCAUGCCAACCACCAGGUCAACACCUUUGGCGGUCAAAUCAUGGCCUGGAUGGAAAAUGUGGCUACCAUUGCAGCCAGUCGUUUAUGCAAUGCCCAUCCCACGCUGAAGACUAUCGACAUGUUCCACUUUAGAGGGCCCUCCAGUGUUGGAGAUCGGCUGGUGCUGAGAGCCAUUGUCAACAAUACCUUCAUGCACAGUAUGGAGGUGGGUGUGUGUGCGGAAGCUUAUAAGGGCGAGGAAGCGCUUCGGCAUAUCAACAGUGCUUUCAUGACCUUUGAGGUCCUGGAUAAAGCAGGGAAGCCACAGACUCUGCCCCCGAUACGACCCGAGCCGAAGGAGGGGAAAAGGAGGUACCAGGAGGCCAUUGCAAGGAAAAAGAUCAGACUUGACCGGAAAUACAUCAUCUCCUGUAAGCAAACCGAGAUGCCAUUGUCUGUCCCCUGGGACCCCAGUAACCAGGUAUACCUGAGCUACAACAAUGUGUUUGCCCUGAAGAUGCUGGCAGCCAGAGACAAUUGGGUCCUGAAUCAUGAGAAGAAUCAGGUGAGGCAGUACAGCAUGGAAGAUGACCACUUCCUGUGCUUCAGGGUGGAAGCCGAGGUGGAGGUCCCCGCCGCCACAGCCUUCCGCCUGCUGUCUGACCUCAGCCGCAGGCAGGAGUGGGACAUGUACUACAACUCUUGUGACUUGAUUACUGAGGUCGAUGAUGACGACAGGAUCUAUCGCGUGGUCACCCCGUCUGUCGGUGAGGUCGGUAAGGUUCAGGACUUCAUCCUGCUGGCGUCCAGGAGGCCACCGUGUGAUCAAGGGGAUCCGUAUGUUGUUGCUCUGCGCUCUGUCACGCUGCCCACUCAUGCGCCCACCCAGGACGUCAACAGGGGAGAAGUGCUGUGUGCCGGCUUCACCAUAUACGAGGUCUCCAACAGCACUGCUAAGAUCUCCUACUACAACCAGGCCAGUGCUGAGGUGCUGCCCUACAUCUCCACGGACAUCGCAGGCCUCUCCUCCAGCUUCUACUCCAGCUUCUGCAACUGCAGCCGCUUCCUGCUGGAGCACAAGACUGAUGCCGUGCCACGCACAGUGGCCUCCACUGCACUUUGAUACUUUGGAGCGUCAGUCAGCCAGCGUUGUCCAAAUGUAAGAAACACUGUUUUUUUGUUGUUGUUUUCUGUAUUUUGAUUGGCCAGUGUAUGUCAUUCACACAGCAGUCAAGUGUGAUUUUAAUAGUUUUUAUUAGGAAUUUUGUACUGACAAAUGUUAUGAAAUGUAUGCCUGAGCCUAAAUGAUUCAAACAGCAUAAAUAGAGGUAUGGAAAUUUGUUUACAUAUGGAUCUGUUUUUUGUAUUAAUGUCAGAACAAGGUACAUUUCAGUCUUUGUAUUAUUAACAAUGACUUGGGAGAAAUUCAUCAUGUUUACACAGUGUUCCUUUCUUGGCAUUGGAUUGGAUUGGAUUGGAUUGUGAGACUGCAAAUUCAAGAGUAUUUUGUAAAUAAAGCAAUGACUGCUGCCAUAAAGACUUCCUAGACAAUUA